This is a messenger RNA of Lagenorhynchus albirostris (white-beaked dolphin), 2249 nucleotides long. RefSeq names its product La ribonucleoprotein 7, transcriptional regulator (gene LARP7). The transcript is spliced from 12 exons. The record is from RefSeq and is a predicted model, not a curated record. Gene Ontology annotation, cellular component: nucleus. Gene Ontology annotation, biological process: RNA processing. Gene Ontology annotation, molecular function: mRNA binding. Lineage: Eukaryota; Metazoa; Chordata; Mammalia; Artiodactyla; Delphinidae. The coding region runs from base 148 to 1959 and encodes 603 amino acids.
GCUCCUCCUAUGACGCGAAAACAACUACGACUUUAAGGAUCGGGAGACGCGAAGGACUGAAGGACGCAGUCUCUGGCCCUGUAUUUUGGGAAUUGGACGGAGUAAGUUCUAAGUGGACUAUAGGGUCGCCCAGGUUAGUUGACAGGAAUGGAAACUGGAAGUGGAAAUCAAGAAAAAGCACUGGAAGAGGAAAGCACUGAAAAGAAAAAAGAAGUAGAAAAAAAGAAAAGGUCUCGGGUAAAACAGGUGCUUGCAGAUAUUGCAAAGCAGGUGGACUUCUGGUUUGGAGAUGCAAAUCUUCACAAGGAUAGAUUUCUUCGAGAGCAGAUAGAAAAAUCUAGAGAUGGAUAUGUUGAUAUAUCACUUCUCGUGUCAUUCAACAAAAUGAAAAAAUUGACCACUGAUGGAAAGUUAAUAGCCAGAGCACUGAAAAAUUCAGCUGUUGUAGAGGUAAGAAUUGUUACAACUUAUUAUGUCACAUUAUAUUGUAUUAGUGUAUUAACCUUAUUUACUGUUUUAAAGCUGGAUUUAGAAGGCACCAGAAUCAGGAGAAAAAAGCCUCUGGGUGAAAGACCAAAGGAUGAGGAUGAGCGGACUGUGUAUGUGGAAUUACUUCCCAAAAAUGUUAAUCACAGCUGGAUUGAAAGAGUAUUUGGGAAAUGUGGCAAUGUUGUUUAUAUAAGUAUACCACAUUAUAAGUCUACUGGAGAUCCAAAGGGAUUUGCCUUUGUGGAAUUUGAGACAAAAGAACAAGCAGCAAAAGCUAUUGAGUUUCUUAAUAACCCACCAGAGGAAGCACCAAGAAAGCCUGGUGUAUUUCCCAAGACAGUGAAAAACAAGCCCAUUCCUGCCCUUAGAGUAGCUGAAGAAAAGAAAAAGAAAAAGAAGAAGAAAGGCCGAAUGAAGAAAGAAGACAGUAUCCAGACCAAAGAGUCAAAUAUGGACCCAAGCAAGGAAAGCGUCUGUAAAAAAAGAUCGAGGACCACAUCUGAGGGCUCUGAAGUAGAGGUUACUGAAGCCCAAAAGCCACCCACAAAGAAGAAGAAAAAACGAGAAAGAACUGAAGUAUCCAGCUUACCUUUAGGCAAAACAGGGAAGAGAAAGAGAAGUAGCUCUGAAGAUGCAGAUUACCUAACUCCCAAAUCAAAACUUAAAAAAGUGGCUCAGAAAGACAUUAAAAAAGCUUCAGAAGUUUGUAAAGAAAACAAAGAAUUAGAAGUCUCUACUGAAGAGGAAAAAGACACUGGAGAUAUAAAAGAUGGAUCCCUCUUGAAAGCAAAAAGAAAGCAUAAGAAAAAACAUAAAGAGAGGCAUAAAAUGGGAGAAGAGGUUAUACCAUUACGAGUACUAUCAAAGACCCAAUGGCUGGAUUUGAAAAAAGAGUAUUUAGCACUGCAAAAAGCUAGCAUGGCUUCUUUAAAAAAAACAAUAUCCCAAAUAAAAUUAGAGUCAGAAAUGGAAACAAACCAUGGAGUACCUACUAAGUCCGAAAUGAAAAAUGAAAAAACAGACAGUGAAGAGGGUGGUCCCCAGGAGAAGGUUAAUGCAGCAGGACCACAGUUUGUGAGUGGUGUGAUUGUGAAGAUCAUUAGCGCUGAGCCUUUACCUGGCAGGAAACAAGUCAGGGAUACUUUGGCAGUAAUCUCAGAAGUUGUUUAUGUUGAUUUGCUGGAAGGAGAUACAGAAUGCCAUGCUAGAUUUAAAACUCCUGACGAUGCUCAAGCGGUAAUAAAUGCAUAUACGGAAAUUAAAAAGAAACACUGCUGGAAACUAGAGAUUCUUUCUGGUGACCAUGAACAGAGGUAUUGGCAGAAGAUUUUGGUAGAUAGGCAGGCCAAACUUAAUCAGCCUCGUGAAAAGAAAAGAGGCACUGAGAAGUUAAUCACCAAAGCCGAAAAGAUCAGACUCGAAAAGACUCAACAAGCAAGUAAACACAUUAGAUUUUCUGAAUAUGAUUGAAAAAAAACAUUUUGGUUCACCUCUUAAGAUUUCACUGGAUGCUAGAGCUAUUCUUAGGGAAUUCUUUUUUUUUUUUUUUUUUUACAGUAGUAAUGUGUAAUGAAUGUUUUUCUAAAACCUACAUUUAAUUAAAAGAAAUAGUUUUGUUCCUUAAUUUGUAAACAAGAUGUUUGUCCAGAGACAAUUACACUGUAUACCACAGUUUUUUCAUUAAACAUUGUAUUUGUUGAAAUUAUCUGAUAUAAAUUAACCUCAAAGUGAUUUAGAAAAUAAAUGUGUUUUGAACAUUA